AUGUCUGAAGACAGUGAAGCAGAACACACUGAAGUUGUCACAGGUCCUCAGGAUUUUGACCAUACUCCUAGAAAAUUUAAAAGUAUAGCUGAAGUCUAUGAAAGAUGCAAUGUGUGCAUCAUUGAGCCUGAGUCAUUUGAAGAAGCUGUCAAAGAUGAUUCUUGGCAGAAAGCAAUGGAAAAUGAGAUUAACAUGAUAGAGAAGAAUGACACUUGGGACUUGGUUGAUAGACCAUCUGAUAAACCACCUGGGAUAGACUUCAAUGAGACCUUUGCACCUGUGGCAAGGCUUGAUACAAUUCGAAUUUUAGUAGCUUUGGCUGCACAUAAAGGAUGGAAGCUAUUUCAGUUGGAUGUUAAAUCGGCAUUUCUGAAUGGAGUGCUACAUGAAGAGGUUUAUGUUGAUCAACCACCUGGUUUUGUGAUUAAAAAUAGGGAAGAUGGAGUUUAUAGAUUGAAGAAGGCUUUGUAUGGUCUUAAACAAGCUCCAAGGGCUUGGUAUGAAGAGAUCAACUCUUAUUUUGAGAAGGCUGGUUUCAAGACGAGUCUUAGUGAGGCAACUCUAUAUGUGAAGUUUGCAGAGAGUGGAAUUCUUAUUGUUUCGCUCUAUGUAGAUGAUAUCAUCUAUACUGGAAGUUCUAGAGAAUUGUUGUUGGAUUUCAAGACUGAAAUGAUGAAGCAAUAUGAAAUGACAGACCUUGGUCUGUUACAUCAUUUUCUGGGGUUAGGAGUGAUACAAACUGAAACCUAUAUUUUCUUGCAUCAGAAGAAAUAUGCAAAGACUCUCUUGGAUAUGUUUGGCUUCAAGGAUUGCAAGUCAAUUGCUACUCCUCUUGCAGUGAAUGAGAUAUUGUCUAAGCAGGAUGGUAGUGAACAAGCUGAUGAAAGUUUAUACAGGCAGGUAGUAGGGAGUUUGUUGUAUCUGACUGCAACAAGGCCUGAUAUUAUGUUUGUUGCUAGUCUCUUAGCCAGAUUUAUGCAUGGUCCUACCAUAAAACACAUGGGAACUACUAAGAGAGUGCUUAGGUACAUACAAGGUACACUUGAUUAUGGCAUAGCCUAUGAAAGAGGAAAGGAAGCUGUGCUAAUUGGUUAUUGUGAUAGCGAUUGGUCAGGAAGUGAGGAUGAUAUGAAAGCACUUCUGGAUAUGCGUUCCAUCUUGGAUCUGGUGUCUUUUCUUGGGCAUCAAUCAAGCAAAGCAGUGUAG
Prunus armeniaca (apricot) is the source of this 1206-nucleotide messenger RNA. NCBI's taxonomy places the organism in Eukaryota, Viridiplantae, Streptophyta, Magnoliopsida, Rosales, Rosaceae. The record is from the annotation of a GenBank genome assembly.